Aethalodelphis obliquidens (Pacific white-sided dolphin) is the source of this 5469-nucleotide messenger RNA. RefSeq names its product protein phosphatase 1 regulatory subunit 3B (gene PPP1R3B). Gene Ontology annotation, biological process: regulation of glycogen biosynthetic process; regulation of glycogen catabolic process. Bases 1808 to 2743 code for a protein of 311 amino acids. Gene Ontology annotation, molecular function: protein phosphatase 1 binding; protein phosphatase regulator activity; glycogen binding. The record is from RefSeq and is a predicted model, not a curated record. Gene Ontology annotation, cellular component: protein phosphatase type 1 complex. Lineage: Eukaryota; Metazoa; Chordata; Mammalia; Artiodactyla; Delphinidae. The transcript is spliced from 2 exons.
CAACUCCGGGAACCCAGCCCAAGGCCUGCCUCCCGGACACACCGAGGCUCACGUAGUCUGGUGGCGGCAGCCUCCCCUGCCACCUCCCUCCGGGCAUUCCGAUGCAGCGAGCCAGCUGGAAAGGGGGCUUCCCCGCGGCCCAACAGGCUAGAGAAUUUAAUCCUGAUUUCAUCGCCGACUUCUUCAAUUAGCCCAUUGGAACUGUCAAAUCAGAAUAUCAAUUUGCCAUGGUAAUUAGAAUAAAAAUGGCUUGGCUUUAGGGAGGCAAUAGCGUUGGGUGGGUUUUUGGCCCAAGAAUCUUAAGAUACUUGAGGUGUUUUAUUAGAUUCAUUUUGUUUUCUUGAUAAGAGAAGGUCUAUUAUUUUAGAAAAUAUUAGAAAGUACAAAGCAGGAAAACAGAAAUUUCCUGAAAUCCCAUCACGUGGAAAAUUCUGACAGUUUUAAUUAUAUCACUAGUCUUUUUUCUGUGCAUAUACGUAAUAUUUUUCCCUACAAGUCUAGUCUCUAUGUACAAUUUAUCUUCUCCAUUUUCUACAUUAAUCAUAUAUUAUAAAUUUUUAUGCCAUUUAAAUCUUUUUCCACAUAAUGGUUUUAAUGAUGAUAUUAAAUUGUAUCACAUGGAUGUGGUGCACUUGAUUUAACUGGAUACCUGUUAUUGGUCAUAGUUUACUUUCUCACCCCUUUUCCCUCCAUAAUGUUGCACUGAACAUUUUAGUACGUUAACCUUCGCGCAUUUUUAAUUAUUUCCAAGAUUAAUACCUGUGUGUGAUAUUAGAACCGAAAAUGAUGAUUUAGAAAGGUUGUGCCCAUUAAGACUAAUACAGAUAUUUGUAUCAUCUUUUAAAAUUCUUUCCUAACUCACUAGGUAAAAACAGGCAUUGUCUUCUGAUCUGAAUUUCUUAAGUUACUUGUAAUGCUGGACACUUCGCAUAUUUAUGAGCCACUUUUAAAUUUCUUUCAUGAAUUGUCUAUUCAUGCUCCUUGCUCAUUUUUCUACAUGGAAUAUUUGACUUUGUUAUUGUUUUAUAAGAACUCUUUAUAAAAGUAUUAAAACUUCGCUGCCGUGCUUUUUGGAAAAUGUUUUCCCAGUCUUCGGUUUUUUGGUUUUACUUAUUUUUUUUCACUUAUAGAAAAACAAUUGUUUUUAUGAAGUCAGAUUUAAUUUAAUCUUUAGCAUGAUUCUCUUUGCUUUUUAUUCUUAUAGAGGCUACUUUCACUGUAGAAAAACACAAUUCUUCACUGAUACGAAAGAUUUAAAAACACUAAAUUGCUGGCACUUUUUAAAAGUAAGAUAUACUAGAAUAUAAAAAUCUGUACAUUGAAUGAAAGCAAGUGUGGGUCGGUCUUCACUCCUGAUUCCCAGUCUCUGGCACCAUGCCUGGCACAUAGCAAACACCAAUCAGUAUUUGUGGGAGGAAUUAAUUUCUUUUUAUCGGAGCAAAGCAGUAUUUACCAAACUGCAUUCAGCAAGGUGCUCCACCAAAAAAAAAAAAGACUUUCCUUGUUUGGGAUAAGUUUAGGAAAUUCGGCAAACAGCACGCUGUUUUCAUUAUUCUCCAUGGCCCAUCAGUAUACUGACGGCCCCAACAAGCCCUGACAGGGAAACCCAUGAACUAGUUUUAAAACCAGUGGUUCCGUACUUCUGUGUUUGUUUUAACCUUGGGCCUCUUCCCCCCGCCCCCCCACUUUACACUCUUAAUCUCCCCUGAUACCAAGGUCACACUGGACCACACCUGAGGUAAUAUUGAGCUGUAGCCACGUGGGCAAAGAUGAAGGCAAACGUAGUUCGCUGGUCCCUGUCGGAGGGAUGAGCCUGAACAUCUGUCUGACCUCCUUGCUGUUUCUUUCCUUCCCCUUGGCCAGGGUUCUAGCCUGCUCUAGCCCCGUGAUGGCUGUGGACAUUGAGUGCAGGUACAGCUGCAUGGCCCCCUCCUUGCGCAGAGAGCGGUUUGCCUUCCAGAUCUCCCCGAAGUCAAGCAAACCCCUGAGGCCUUGUAUUCAGCUGAGCGGCAAGAAUGAAGCCAGCGGGACGGUGGCCUCGACCGUCCAGGAGAAGAAGGUGAAGAAGCGGGUGUCCUUUGCAGACAACCAAGGGCUGGCCCUGACAAUGGUCAAAGUGUUCUCCGAGUUUGAUGACCCGUUAGAUAUUCCACUGAACAUCACCGAGCUCCUGGACAGCAUUGUGAGUCUGACAACAGCGGAGAGCGAGAGCUUUGUGCUGGAUUUCUCGCAGCCCUCUGCAGACUACCUGGACUUCAGAAAUCGGCUUCGGACCGACCACGUCUGCCUGGAGAACUGCGUCUUGAAGGACAGAGCCAUUGCAGGCACGGUGAAGGUGCAGAACCUCGCAUUUGAGAAGAUGGUGAAAGUCAGAAUGACAUUCGACACCUGGAAAAGCUUCACAGACUUUCCCUGUUGGUACGUGAAGGACACGUACGCAGGUUCAGACAAGGACACAUUCUCCUUUGAAAUCAGCUUGCCUGAAAAAAUUCAGUCUUAUGAGAGGAUGGAGUUUGCCGUGUGCUAUGAGUGCAAUGGACAGACGUACUGGGACAGCAAUAAAGGCAAAAACUAUAGGAUCAUCCGGGCAGAGUUGAAAUCCACCCAGGGAACAGCCCAGCCACCAAAUGGACCAGAUUUUGGAAUAGCUUUUGACCAGUUUGGAAGCCCUCGGUGUUCCUAUGGUCUGUUUCCGGAGUGGCCUAGUUAUUUAGGAUACGAGAAGCUUGGGCCCUACUAUUAGUGAUGGCCUGGGAUGGAGCCGGGCUGAGUGGGUGCAGAGGAGCCGAGCUGCAUCACCCCAGGAUGGAGAUGGAAGCCCAGAGAAAAGCUGAACUGCCAUCAGGCACAGUUUUCGAAAAGAAAGGAUCCUAGUCACUUUUUUUCUUCGAGCAGGCAAGCCAGCCAGGCUUAGAUCACAGAACUGGGUUCACACUCAGAGGAGAUGGGGGUGCGGUCUGUUUGGCACCCGCGUGGUGGCAAUGAGGGUCCGAGCAGGAUGGUGCUGGAAACAGUCUGGACAGGACCCAGGCCUGCAGGGAGCGCUGGCCAGGCCGGAGGAUGGUGGCUCAGUGACGAGGAGCCCCUCUCCCCUCGGGUGUGGGAAGUCAGUCCCCCCGGCCCCCUCUUCCUGUGGUCUUCCCCGCCCACCCAGGGCCUCCCCGCCUGUUGCAGCUGCCCCGUGUCUACGUGGGCUUCACACUUUAUCUCUGUGUGUUUGAUUUUCUUCCACAGUUCAUCUGCAGUUCAGGAAAAGAUAAUAAAGGCAGAUCAGCUCAUGAUGGAGACAGGCAUUUCCUUUUUCUGACCCCACUUAGAUAUCCCAGCAGAGGACGACACACCAGCUAUGAAAAGUCAACCGGCUGCUGUGCGGUGUCACCACCCAUGGCAGGCUGGUGCCAGGCAGGACAGUCAGGAGGGGGACACUUUUAGCUCCACCUCUUGGCGCUGGGGGGAACUUUCUAAGCACUCUUACCCUGAGUCACCCGAGGGCUCAAUUACAAGACUUGCUGUAACUUGCCAAGCUGGUUUGCCCGUGUCUCUUUCUUCACGAAAGGAUUUUAGGAUCUCUUUUCCUGGAGAGUCAUCUUUUAUGCUGUGCUCAGGACGUUUGGAUUUGCAGACUAAGUGUAUCCUCGGCACCUUCAGGAAGUGCUUGGUUGUAUCUUGACUGUGAUUUACAACCUCCACGUUGUAAACAGCGCCUUACAAGCCCCCACGGACUUUGACUUGGUUGUUCUUACCUAUGGUGUGUGGGUACGUAAAGGGAUAGGGGCGAAGAACCUCACCGAGUUCUCAGAUGUCGUUUUCGCUGUUUGCCAACUCUGAAAUAUCAGAUAUUAUUUGUUCUUAACCACAUUGGACUAAAGCAUUAAAAGUCUGUUGGUUCAUACUGUUGUGAGACUCCUGGGACUUUCCUUGUCAGAUGGACCCCCAAACCCUGUGAUUUUUCUUGGGCAAAAUUGGUUGGUCCUUGGGGGUGUUUAAAAAUAUUUUUACAUGUGUAUUUGUAGAAGGUUGGGGUCUUUUUCUGUUCUGUUUUUGUUUUUGGAGCUUAGCUAAAUGACUGCCUCAUUUUUCUUUUGCCUGACCUUACUAAAGUGAGGUCUUCCUCAGGGAGGAAGGAAGAGGGAUGCCCCACUGCCUGGAUUUGGGGGCACAGCUCCUGGACUCUGCAAGCAAAGAGUCUUCUUUCACUUGCAUUAUCCGGAUCAGUUGGAAGAGACCUCCCAGCUUCUGUGGCUUUGUAAAUUAGCAUCAAGCAGGUCUGGAGUGUCUUGGCUCCUAGAGUUUUGUGGUUGGGUUUUUCUUUUUUGAACUUUAAAAAGUUUUGACUUUUUAAAUGCUCUCAAGUGGUGUUCCACGGAGUUCUUGUUCCUAAGACUGGCUGUGACUAGUCUGCAAUCUACUGCUUUAUUUUUUAUGUCUCUCCUAGGUGGGCAGCACUGCGGGUUACAUGAUAAUUUAUGGGACAGUCACAUUUUUUAUUUUAUGCUGACAUUGGGCAGAACUGGGAUUUAUCUAAGCAUGUCUUACAUCAGGUACACAGACAGUACUCCCUGUGUUACAAAUCAGGUGAUCAGAACUAUUAUGUAACAGUGUAAAUAUACACCAUGGGAAGCAAAACUGAUCUUAUAUAGGUCAUGAAUUUAUUUUGCUUUAGGAAGUCCCACCCUCCUCCUCCAGUUUAUGAAGGGUACAAGGUGUACUGUCCUUUCCCUAUUAACAGACCGAAGGUAUCAAGAUCGUUCCCUGUUCGUAAGAAAAAUGCCUCAAGUGACUUCUGUAUGGUUUUCAGUAAUAAGGAUCUUAAGGCAUUUCCGUGUCAGAAUUUGAAAUAUGGUAAUUCAGUGAUAAGUAUGUCUUUUAAAACACCACAAACGCUCCCCCACCCCUCUUUCCUCCCAGCUGACCCCUGCUUUCCUGCCAGGGGCACUGCUUGCAAGCCCCCUGCCAGUGCACCUGGGCUGCUCACCCCACCAGGCAAGUCCUCACCUGCUGGCAAAGACGCUUCUCUGACUAAAGCAAGUGCCCGCCCGAGGUCCCUGUCAGCACGGUCAUGCAGUGAGGUUGCAGCACCUGAAAAAUAGUCUCCUCUUUACCAAUCAGUCUGUCUCCUUUUGGGGCGGUUCUGUCCCAGGAAAUCAACAGAUGGCUUCAGGACCUGCUCCUUCUAUGGGCCUUCUCCUUGUUCAUAGCUCACAGGCAGUAGACAGGUGACACAUUGCAGAAAGUGACCGGUUUCUUUUUUUUUUUCUCACUUGCAAGGUUAUAAUGUCACCAUUUUAAUUAAGAAAAACAUCUUUUUUUUUCUUCCAGUGGAAACAGCUUGAAACUCAAUUGAUAAUUCUUACAACUGGUACUAAACAAAGGUGGGGAAAAAAACCCAAUCAGAACUGAUAACAGCAGGUCAACAGCAGACAAAGAGCAGGAGAAAGGGAAUUUUCCACGCAAAGGAGAUUGUGCACG